Chara braunii is the source of this 1104-nucleotide messenger RNA. The record is from the annotation of a GenBank genome assembly. Lineage: Eukaryota; Viridiplantae; Streptophyta; Charophyceae; Charales; Characeae.
CAGGGAUUGUCAGGUUUUUCCAAAAGCCAGCGAUAAGUGCUUAUUUUCUUCCGCAGAAGCUAUGUUAGCACUCUCCAGAGAGGCCCGUCGCGGAAGAGAGAUCCAGGUCCUCCAAGAGGCGGGUGAGAUUCCAUGAGAACAGGCAUCUUCCUUUGGGUGACAAUGAGCACAGAAGACCUUAGCACUUGACCCUGGCCAUCGCAGGUCCUCCGAUCUCCUGAGGAAAAGAAGGAAGUCUCACACAACUGCUGACAGUCUCCUUGUUGCAGCAUCUCUCCUCUGGGGCUCGAGGAAGAGAGCUCUGGAGAGAUGGAGCAUGGAGACACUGCUGUGCAGUCCCACCAUGGCGAGCCCUGUAGCUUUGAAUUGCUAGAUCAACAACCGUUCCUAGGAUUACAGUUCCGGAGCACAGAGAGGAUCCGUACACUGCUAAGGAAGGUGUCAAGACUGAAGAUCAUUCCCGAACGGUUGUUGUCUGAGGUGAACCGAUGCAUCUCAAGUGCGGAUGGAGAUCCGAUCCCAUUUUCAGUUCUCAGAGAUGCUUGCACGCUGUUGAAGGAAAGGGAAAGGGGGCGAUGUCAUCAGGGCUCAGCAACCACGAACAAUGGGUUCUUCGUUCAUGAAGUCUUGGCUGGGAGUGGGUUGGCUCUACCAAUCCCGAAGCCGAGGAACAAGAGUGCAGAGCUUCGGCAGCGACUUGCUCGUCUUCAAGAGGCAGCAGAUGCGCGCUCCUACGAGGAGCUUGUCAAGGAUGUCACAAAGAAUGAAAGGGCUCAGAAGGAGAAGGAGUUUUUCUCAUCCUACAAGGACCAGCUUGGAUUCGGUCUGCAUGUGAUUGUGACAAUGUUCACUGGCUACGCGUUUGGGCACAUGCUCUUCAGGUCUCAGUUUCACAAUGACCCAGCGAUGAAUGCUGCAGGUGGAACGCUUGGGUUGAUUGCAGGCAUGCUCAUUGAGACCCUUUUGUUCAUAAUCCAGGCAUCCAGGAUCAGCUGAUGAUCAUUAUGAUCAUGGUGAUGUUGCUUAAGAUGUUGGUUAAGUAAUCAUGUCUCUCUCUCUCUCUCUCUCUCUCUCUCUCUCUCUCUCUCUCUCUCUCUCUCUCUC